AUGGUCUCUCAUUAUUUUGAAAGUCUCCCUGUUCCUCCUCUAGAAAAUCUCAGCACAGAAUAUAUACUCCAAGAAAUUAUCGACCACAUUGGAAAACUCGCUGAUGAUUUCCCGCACACCAAUCUCAAUUUAUUUCGCAAACAACUCUGGGAUAUUAGAAAUCGGAAUGUGCAGCCGAAAACUCAUUUGCGAGGUUUACUGAGAGUGUUGGAACAUACGCAUACAUUUAAACAUGCCUUUGAGGAACUAGAACCGGGUUUGCAAGCGCAGAUUCGAGCGUUUAUGGAUGAUGAAGAGGAUGUGAAGGAGGAGGAGAUUAUGGGGAUGGGGAAAGUGAAAGGGGAGUUUUAUAUUCCGCCGUCUCCGGCGGUGAAACAUCAUUUUAAGGAGAUGGUGAAGGAGACGGUGAGGGAGAAGGCGUAUGAGCAGAAGAUAAAGUUGGUGCAUGAUAAGGUGAGGAAGAAGAUUCAAGAAGUGAGAGAGGAGAUUGAGAGGGAGAUUGUGGAUGAGGUGGGGGGUCAUAUUGAAAUAUUUCAGAAGGUGGAGGAUCAUGUGGGAGAAUUGUGGGGGAGGCGUGGGCAUUUGGAGGCGUUGCUCAAGAGGAAUCCUAAGGCUUCUUUGAUGGAGAAGCGGGAUGCUUCGAUGCUGGGGAGUGGAAUGUCGCCGAGGAUCUGUGAGGAUGAGAGAGGAGAGAGAAUUAUGGAAGUCCAUAAAAAUGCCCCCUUUCAUAAUUGGGGAAAUAGUGUGAAGAAUACUCCGCUUUAUACUUUUGUUCCUACGACGGUUUUGGGUCUGUCAAAUUUGGUCAAGUGGGCGAAGGUCGAGGGUUAUAGGGUUAGAUGUAGUGGGUACAGACACUCGUGGAGUAAUACGUUCUCGCAGGAUAAACAGAUUUUGGUCAGCAUGUUGAAUUUGGAGAGUGUGGAGAAGAUUCCGGAUGUGAUGAGUAUUACAGAGGAGAAGGGAGAUGUGGAUUUGAAUGGAGAUGAAGUCGUAGAUGCUAAUGAGUUGAAGACGAUUGAGUUGGACCCGAAAAUUGAGGGGUUGAGUUUGACGGGGGGUGAAGAGGGGAAAAUGCUUUGUAGAGUUGGAGCGGCGGUCACGAAUGAACAGUUUAGGAGGUGGGCCGUGGGUCAUGGGAAAUGGGCGUUGCCGGUGGAUGUUAUUCUUGUUGAAGUCACAGCAGGUGGUGUCAACGGUCCCAUUUGUCACGGCGCCGGUCGUCGUCACCAAACAGUAUCCGACUACGUUCGCGCCAUCGAAUAUAUCGACGCAAACGGAAUCCACCGCACCAUCACCAAACCCGCUCACCUCCGCGCCGCCGCAGGUUGUUUCGGACUCCUCGGUAUCGUAACCCACAUCACACUCCUCCUCUCCCCUAUGACCUACGCCAUUCUGCGUCCCACCAAACCCGACAUCGCACUUGCCAUUCCCCCCCUCUCUCCCACCGAUAUCCCCAUCGCGCUGCGCAAAUCCUGGACGCCCGCCCAAUACGCCGACGCGCUGAGAGAGUUUGAAGAUAAAGCCAACAAUGACUAUUAUAGCGAAUGGUUUUGGUUCACGCGCAGUCAGCAGGCGUGGGUUAAUACGUGGAAUGAGACGGCGGAUGAAGAGGGAGUCGUGGAGUAUCCGAGCCCGUUUGAUACUUUUGUGCAGUGGGUUCAGGGGUGGGUGGGGAGUGUAUUGACGGGGAGUGAGGUUUUUGGUCUGUUGCCCGGGAGGUGGCAGGCUUGUAUUUUGAGUACUUUUGGGAUGGUCGCACUCCCCCCCUUCGAAUUCAACGAAUUCGAACAAAAGAAAACAGUCGAAUACAAAACUGCACUUCCCAACGGUCUUCAUUUCCGUCGCGGGAUCCAAAACAUGCGAGUCCGAGACCUCGAAUUCCAAAUCCCCAUUCCCUGUCUCCCCAAAUCCACUCCCGACUACACCAUCGUGCGACGCGCCUGGUGGGAUAUCAUCAAUCUCUGCUAUCGCGAUGCGGAAACGCCCAUGCGACUCACGCUCGAAUUAAGAAUUAUGGGAGAUUCGAAUCUGAUUAUGGCGCCGCAGAGAGGAAAUCGUUGGGGGACGGCGAGUAUUGAGAUUUUAAGUGUUCCGGAUGCGGUGAGGGAUGAGGAGUGGUUGCCCUUUUGUCAGGAGGUGGUGGAUUUGUGGGCGGGGUAUAAGGGGGUCAUGAGUGUUGGGGGAGAGGAGAAACUUUUGAAUGUGAGGCCCCAUUGGGCGAAGGAGUGGGAGGGGGUGAAGAUUAGAGGGAGGGUGGCGAGGGAGUAUUUGAGGGAGGUGGGGUAUAAAGAGGAGGGGGAGAUUGGGAAGGAGCAGGGGUGGGGGUUGGAGGAUUUGAAAGGGAGGUUUAGUAAUGAGUUGUGGGAUUAUCUGGUUUUUGAGGGGGUGGAGGGGGAUGGGGAGGUGCAGAAAGUUGAGGUGGUGGAGGGAAAUCAUGAUAAUGUGGUGAAUGGGAAAGAGAUUAAAUCUCUUGGGAUCGAAGGGCCGAAAAUCAAUGGUGCGGGGGAAUUAAUCGAUUAUUUGACGUUUGAGAAGAAGGGGAAGGGGAAGGAACAGGAACGAGAACAGAAAAAUGAAUACGGGAUUAAAGUUGAGGAGGUAAAAAUUGUUGAGGCGAAGGAGAUUGUUAAUGGAGUGAAAGAGGUGAAGGAGGUAAAGAGUCCUAGUAGUAGUAGUGUGCCCGUAAAGGCGGUUGGGAUUCCGGGUGCUGAUCAUGCGCGUGGGGGGUUUUCCUAUUAA
This is a messenger RNA of Botrytis porri, 2742 nucleotides long. RefSeq lists its product as uncharacterized. Gene Ontology annotation, molecular function: D-arabinono-1,4-lactone oxidase activity; FAD binding. The transcript has 5 exons. The coding region runs from base 1 to 2742 and encodes 913 amino acids. Gene Ontology annotation, cellular component: mitochondrion. Lineage: Eukaryota; Fungi; Ascomycota; Leotiomycetes; Helotiales; Sclerotiniaceae. The record is from RefSeq and is a predicted model, not a curated record.